AUGGGCCCGGUCCACCCCGUGCCCGCCGCUGGACUCUGCUUCUGCAUCUGCCUCGCAGCCCGGCUCUCUGCUGCACCCGCCGCCUUAGAGCAUGAGAAGUCCCCUGCCUACUGGAACGAGAGAGCCAGGAAGACUCUGGAGUCAGCACUGACCCUGGUGCCCAUCACCCACCGUGCCAAGAACAUCGUUCUCUUCCUGGGCGAUGGCAUGGGCAUCUCCACCGUCUCUGCCGCUCGGAUCUACAAGGGGCAGCUGGAGGGAGGGCCGGGCGAGGACAGCCGGCUGGCCAUGGAGACCUUCCCCUACGUCGCCCUCGCCAAGACGUACAGCGUGGACCGGCAGGGGGGCGCGCCCGCCGGGCCCCGUAAGUCGGUGGGCAUCGUGACGACCACCCGCGUGCAGCACGCCUCGCCGGGCGCCUCCUACGCCCACGUGGUCAACCGGGAGUGGUACAGCGACGCCGACCUGCCCAAGGAGGCCGUCCGGCAGGGCUGCAGGGACAUCGCCUACCAGCUGGUGCACAACACCGACAUCAACUCGGUGGGCAUCGUGACGACCACCCGCGUGCAGCACGCCUCGCCGGGCGCCUCCUACGCCCACGUGGUCAACCGGGAGUGGUACAGCGACGCCGACCUGCCCAAGGAGGCCGUCCGGCAGGGCUGCAGGGACAUCGCCUACCAGCUGGUGCACAACACCGACAUCAACGUGAUCCUGGGCGGCGGGAGGAUGUACAUGACGCCCCGGAAGACCCCGGACCCCGAGUACCCGGAGGACCCGAAGCAGAGCGGGACGAGGAAGGACGGCCUCAACUUGGUCGAGAGGUGGCUCAGUGCCAAGGAGGACUCCAGGUACGUGUGGAACAAGAGCGACCUGCUCAGCGCCGCCAGCGACCCCUCCGUGAAGCGCCUGAUGGGCCUCUUUGAGCCCGGCGACAUGAAGUACGACCUCCUGCGGAACACGACCUCGGACCCGUCCCUGACCCAGAUGACGGAGGCGGCCAUCCGGAUCCUCAGCCGGAACCCCCAGGGCUUCUACCUCUUCGUGGAAGGAGGCAGGAUCGACCACGGGCACCACGACGGCACGGCCCACCUGGCGCUGACAGAAGCUGUGGAGUUCGACCGCGCCGUCCAGAGGGCGGGCGAGCUGACGAAGGAAGCCGAGACCCUCACUGUUUGGCUCCCAAACUGGUACACGUCCAUCCUCUACGGGAACGGGCCUGGCUACCAGAUCAACGCCACAGGCCGGCCCGACGUCAACAGCGCCGAGAGCGAGGCGACCGCUUACAAGCAGCAGGCGGCCGGAACCCCUACCUCGGAG
This is a messenger RNA of Pelodiscus sinensis (Chinese soft-shelled turtle), 1317 nucleotides long. The record is from RefSeq and is a predicted model, not a curated record. NCBI's taxonomy places the organism in Eukaryota, Metazoa, Chordata, Testudines, Trionychidae.